AUGACAAAUGAUUCAAUCACUAAGAGAGAAUAUCCUAGAGCAUUCACAAGCCCGUGCACGAUUGGCAUGCUCCAAUUUGCUAAAGCCUUGUGCCACCUAGGGGCAAGUAUCAACUUGAUUGCCUAUGUAAUAUACAAGCAAUUUGAUUUGGGUGAACCAAAGGCAACCACAAUGAGACUCUUCAUGGCUGAUCGAUCAAUCAAGCACCCAGUUGGAAUACUCUAUGACAUAUUAGUAAAAGUGGAUCGGUUCAUCUUUCCGGCUGAUUUUGUGAUUCUAGACUUUGAGAUCAAUGCUGAAAUUCCCAUUAUUUUGGGAGGGCCUUUCUUAGCUACAGGGAGAGCACUGGUGGAUGUUGAAAGAGGGAAAUUGAAGUUCUAUGUGAAUGAUGAUAAGGUGACCUUCAAUAUUUGUAAGUCCAUGAAGCAACCAAGUAACAUCCAUGUGGUGUCCACUGAGGAUGUCAUAUAUAAGGCAGUGGCAAGUGUGAGUCAUUUAAUGCGCAAGAAUGAUCCCCUUGAAUCUGUGCUUGCUAAUUAUGUUGAAUCUGAAGUUCAGGGUUACGAGGAAAUGGUAGUUGUUUUAUCAGGAUUAGGAGGAUAUUCAAGGAAUCCAAUCAAAUUGGAUAUCGAUCUGAAAAACAGAGAAAGUCCCCCUGCUAAACCAUCAACAGAAGAACCACCGAAUUUGGAGUUAAAAGUCCUACCCUCUCAUCUCAAAUAUACCUUCUUAGGAGCCAAUAAUACUCUACCGAUAAUUAUUGCCGCUAAUCUGCUUGAAAGGCAGGUGAAAUUGUUGAUUGAAGUACUGCAGAAGCAUAUAAAAGCUAUUGGAUGGACAAUAGCCGAUAUAGUAGGAAUUCCUCCUGGCAUCUGCACUCACAAAAUCUGGCUCGACAAGUAA
Messenger RNA from Solanum verrucosum, 903 nucleotides. RefSeq lists its product as uncharacterized. NCBI's taxonomy places the organism in Eukaryota, Viridiplantae, Streptophyta, Magnoliopsida, Solanales, Solanaceae. Bases 1 to 903 code for a protein of 300 amino acids. The record is from RefSeq and is a predicted model, not a curated record. The transcript has a single exon.